AUGCGCGUUUCAGGGCGCCCGCUGCUCCUUGUGCUGUUGCUGCUGAGCACGGUGGGGGACCGCGGACGCGCGCAGCCCCGGGGGCCUGCAGACCGGCAGACACUGCUGAGGUUGCUAGUUGAGCUGGUCCAGGAGCUGAAGAAAUUCCACACUGGAGACAACAAGCGGCUGCAGCUCCUUGGCGAGACCGACUUUACCCUGGGCCGCAGGGAGGCCACGGAUUAUGGGGCAGACCCAGAGGAGCAGAGAGUGGAGAUUGUUCCUCGAGAUCUAAGGAUGAAGGACAAGUUUCUGAAACAUCUCACAGGUCCUCUUUAUUUCAGUCCGAAGUGCAGCAAGCACUUUCACAGACUUUACCACAACACGCGAGACUGCACCAUCCCUGCAUACUAUAAAAGAUGUGCCAGGCUACUUACACGGCUGGCUGUCAGUCCCAUGUGCAUGGAGAGAUAA
Molecule: messenger RNA, 453 nt
Organism: Arvicola amphibius (Eurasian water vole)
Lineage: Eukaryota; Metazoa; Chordata; Mammalia; Rodentia; Cricetidae
Gene: Alkal2
Product: ALK and LTK ligand 2
Exons: 4
Coding region: 1-453 (150 amino acids)
Biological process (GO): positive regulation of ERK5 cascade; positive regulation of ERK1 and ERK2 cascade
Molecular function (GO): receptor signaling protein tyrosine kinase activator activity; receptor tyrosine kinase binding
Source: RefSeq, a predicted model, not a curated record